AUGUUAAAUCGCCGACGUCGACAUCAAACGCCAACGUUCCUGGAAGGUACACCGGGUAGAUACCUAAGGAGAGAGGCACCCCCGUCUCUGCCAACUUGCGAUGGCGUAAUUCAAAGUAUCCAAGCUAGUUUGCAACAGCUGGCCCACUCGUCUCAAAGUUUGCAAUAUGCCGGUAAGGAUGUCAAUAGCUACCGAGUAAAGCGAAAUUCCGUUCGUACAAAACCAGAAUUAUCGUCGCAAAGUUUCAAUGAAAGUCGAACAUCCAGUCAGUACUUGUCGAAAAGGGGUCUUACAUCAUCACUUAGCAUUGGUAACGUAGUACAGCAUGGCAUGCAAACAGCAAAUGCAGAAAAUGGCGAACAGCGUUUGGUAUCAAUUUCAUUGCAGAGUUUGCCAGGUCGUUCAAUAAGUGCACCAUUUGCUGGAGAGAAACUAGUCGGUGGGGUACCGGAGGAAGAUCUCACACUGCCACCGAAUUGGGCUGUCGAAGUAACACCAGAAGGAAUUCGUUAUUACGUGGACCACAAUAAUCGACGGACACAUUGGAUUCAUCCUCUUGUCAAAGAAAAUUUGCCAUUAGGCUGGACAAAGCAAUUUGAUUCGAUUGAUGGAGUAACAUAUCACAAUAGAUUAGAUGGUCGAAAGCAAUUGGAGCACCCUGGCUUGGCGACACCUGUAAAUUGUACACAGAGUAACUCUACAGCACAUUUAACACAGCGUGCUGAAAGUACGAUUGA
This is a messenger RNA of Acanthocheilonema viteae, 737 nucleotides long. NCBI's taxonomy places the organism in Eukaryota, Metazoa, Nematoda, Chromadorea, Rhabditida, Onchocercidae. The record is from the annotation of a GenBank genome assembly.